Molecule: messenger RNA, 420 nt
Organism: Prunus armeniaca (apricot)
Lineage: Eukaryota; Viridiplantae; Streptophyta; Magnoliopsida; Rosales; Rosaceae
Source: the annotation of a GenBank genome assembly
AUGUUUGACAAGGUUUCUUUUCCUUAUCCUUGUUCAUCCUCAAAAUCUGGUUGUCUUGCUUCUGCAGUUGAUAAUGGCUACACCAUUAGAAUUGAAUCAGCUAAAAGUAAUGUGGUUCAGGAUCCUGUGUCACAAAUGUGUACAGUGCAACUGAAAGCAGAUGGUCCGGUUCUAGAAAAGAGAUUGUUUGAUGCCAUUUCUGAUUCGAGACACCAAAUAGAUUUAAAUAGAUGUUAUACUGAAGAAGAAACUGAAAUGACUGCCGCCUCUCCAAUUAUGAGAACUGAAGCUGUGAUUGAUUUGGAGGAACCAGUGAUAAUUGAAUCAGAUAUAUAUGGGGAAAAUCUAUGCAAAGCAAAUGUAAGGAACCUCUUGACUUACCUCAUGAGGGCCUUCUCAGAGUUGCAGCUGAGGCUCUAG